AUGAUACCAAUCACCAUCAUCACAGGUUUCUUGGGCUCAGGAAAAACAACGCUGAUCCUGAACUUGAUACCUCAACUCCCUAAAACCUACAAGCUCGCACUCCUAAAAAAUGAAUACGGCGACGUCAAAGUCGACACAGCACUCGCCUCCUCGGCCGCGAUAUCGGGUGUACAGGAACUCCUCAAUGGAUGCAUAUGCUGCAAUCUUGUCGGGCAGCUCUCCGACGCCCUCGAAACGCUCGCCAAUGAUGUAAAACCCGACCGUAUCGUCAUCGAGACCUCGGGCUCUGCAUUUCCAGCAACACUAGCCAUGGAAGUAAAUCGGCUGAGCAGGGAGACGGGAAAGUAUGUCCUGGAUGGUGUCAUGAGCGUGAUUGAUGUAGAGAACUGGAAGGGAUACGAGGAUACAAGUUACACGGCCAAGAUGCAGGCAAGAUACACAGAUUUGAUCGUACUCAACAAGCACGAGCUGGUCAGCGAAAGACGGUUGGAGGAUGUGGAAGAUGCAGUGCUAGCGCUGGAGGUUGAGCCACAAAUACCCAGAACAAAGAGUAGGAAAGGGUGGGUGGAUAAGGAUAUUGUCUUUGGGCUGGAUGCGAGGUUGGCCGGAGUCACCGAAGAGAAUGGAAGCGCGCAUGCACAUGAGCAUGAUCAUGACCAUUCCAGCGAAGUUGAGGUUCUUACUGUUACACUGAAAAGCAAAGAUGGGAAGGGUAGUGUGGACACGGUGAAACUAGCAAAACUCCUCGAGGAUCCAACGAAAGACGAAGUAUACCGGAUAAAAGGCAUCCUAUACACCUCCACUCCACCAAAGUCAUCAGAUACUGAGGCGGAUUCCCAUCAAAAGAUACCAGAGGGACGAGCAAGAUACAUCCUGAACUGGUCGUUCGGGCGCUGGACCUUUACAACUGUACCAUUACCAGCCACCGGGAGCUCCAGCGAGGAAGAUUUCACGCUAAGGUUGACGGUCAUUACUGCGAGAUAUGAGUCGACUAAAUGGAAGAAGCAAAUUGAGUCAAGCGGGCUGGUUGCAUUAGAAGGCAAUGCUGAGGGCUCCUUGACAGUUGAGAAGAUAGCGUGA
Molecule: messenger RNA, 1080 nt
Organism: Alternaria atra
Lineage: Eukaryota; Fungi; Ascomycota; Dothideomycetes; Pleosporales; Pleosporaceae
Exons: 2
Coding region: 1-1080 (359 amino acids)
Cellular component (GO): cytoplasm
Source: RefSeq, a predicted model, not a curated record